This is a messenger RNA of Frankliniella occidentalis (western flower thrips), 4482 nucleotides long. It is a transcript of the gene Ankle2, whose product is annotated as ankyrin repeat and LEM domain-containing protein 2 homolog. The coding region runs from base 178 to 3117 and encodes 979 amino acids. NCBI's taxonomy places the organism in Eukaryota, Metazoa, Arthropoda, Insecta, Thysanoptera, Thripidae. Gene Ontology annotation, biological process: negative regulation of phosphorylation. The record is from RefSeq and is a predicted model, not a curated record. The transcript is spliced from 16 exons. Gene Ontology annotation, cellular component: endoplasmic reticulum. Gene Ontology annotation, molecular function: protein phosphatase 2A binding.
GGUGGGUGACGGUUAUUUACGUCGUUCGCGUUUGUUGAUAUUUCGGCUGUGGUUUAGGCCUCGUCUCUGAUUUUAGCUUUGUUUGGCACGGCCCCCGCACAGGCGGACGUCUUUGACAACAACCCCAGCACCUCACAAACUUAGCUGGUCAUAUAUACGUUCAUUAUUACUAAAUAGAUGAAACAUGAAUUAAAUAUAUAUGAAAGCAAUAUUAGUCAACAACUUAGGAACAUGGGUGAUCAUGUGGAAAAAGAUAGACAUACCCCUAUCAUGGGGCUGUCCGGAUCAAAAGCGAUUCCUGGAAUACUUGAAAGCGAAAGAUUCUAUGGAGUACACAUACCAAACAUAAGUCAUGAUGACUUCUUGCAUGUAUAUGAGGAUAAAACAGAGGCGAUGAAGGUUGUCAAGCACCAUAAAAAGUCAAGAUUUAAAGCUUUUAAACUGAGAUCGGAUGCUGUUGCGUUUGCUGUUCAUGGUUCUGAUUGUACUGUGCAAGAGGAGGGUGUCAGUACAAACAAUACUCCUUCUCAGAAUGAUGCUGAGAAACCUAGUCCUUUCAAAGGUCCAAAAUCACAAGAUAUGGUACAGUUACGUAGAGCCAUUGAAAGUGGGAAUUUUGAACUAGUUUCUAAAACGGUAUGGGAUAAUCCCCGUUUCCUCAUAAGUAGUGGAGAUACUCCAUCCAUUUUACAGGAAGGUUCGAGAUAUAAUGCUCUGCAUGUUGCUGCUAAAAGCAAAAAUGCAGCUAUGGCAGAUUUAAUUUUACAAACAGUGGGAAAUCCAUCAUUUCUACAAUUGUUGUAUGGAGAUGAAACUGUGCCCUAUGGAAAAUUAAGCUCAGCUGCUGAACGAUCAACUAUUCUUCUAGACCUUUAUUUGAAUACUCCUGAUAAAGGCAUGCAUGAAACUCCAUUGCAUUUUGCAUCAAAGUUUGGGGCUUUGUUAGUAGUCUCAACAUUAGUAUCAUAUUCUGAAUGUGAUAGAGAAACAAAAAAUAAAUUUGGUCAAAGACCCAUUGAUAUUGUAUGUGCAAGGUGUCCCAAUGCCUGUGAAGAACUAAAAUCUGAAAUAACUUCUCUUCUUCAAAAUGAUUAUUAUGUGCCGGUACUUAGAGCUGAAGACAAUACUCUGCAGCCAAUAAUUGGAACACCAUUUUCACCCAAAGAUCCCCCAAUUUUAAAUGGGGAUCCUUUGAGCCCACGUCUCGAAAUCCACGCAUUUGCCGGUCCUAUGAGCCAAUCUGAAGCCACAGAAUUUCAUCGUCUCUGGCGGACUCCUCAAAGAGUCAAGGGAAAUUCAUCAAGUGCUUUUGAACCAAAAAGCUGCCCAUCAACCUUUCGUCUCCAAGAUACUCAAAAGGGACUUGAAAGAGUGGGUCGGGAUCUUGCUGCUGUUCAUUCUGUUCCUUGGAAAGAAUAUUGGCCAUUCCUUAAUACAUUCACGGAUUUGUCAUCUAAUGAAGGUCUUGCUUUAUUAGAAGAGUAUCUUGCCAAGCGUUACCAAAUUGUGCAAAAUGUGCUUUUAGACCCUGGUGCCAGCAAUACUUCAAAAGUGUCAUCUUCACCAGAGAACUCAAUUCACGGGAUUGGUGAAAACCGCUCACUUGAUGAAACAGACACUGAGCCUGAAAUCUUGAGUCCUGUUACUCAAUUGUGCUCAAUGAUGAACGCUUGUACAAUUUUGGAUGAUUCAGUAGGCUCUGGUCUUGGUCGUGGCUCUCCCUUUACAUUAUCUCCUUCCCCUUCACACUCUCCAACUACAUCGCCCUCAAAUGGAAGUAUAUUGUCAUCCUCUGCCCGUUUCUUUGAUUGGCUUAGCAGGAAACGUCCAGAAAUUGAUAAAAAAGCAUCUGAGAACAGUCAAAAUGAGGCAAUCCUUUCAGCCUUGUCUAACCCCACAGUCAGCCCUUUUCUUUAUGUUGAAAAAUCUUUACAGCUAUUUGCAAAACGAAUUGCAGCUAGUUUACAUCAUGUAGUAACAGGAAAUACCUCUCAUAAUUUGAGUGAUUCUAUCAGAGAUGUUUUAAAACCAGAAGUCAAAAGAGUUCAGAGUCUUGUAAGUAGUUACCUGCAGGAUGCUCGGUUUGUAGCUGUAGAUUAUCAUCUAGUUCAUUCAAGAAUAGCCAGCAGUGUUGCAGAGAGAUUAGUUGAUCAGCUUACAUGGGAAGAAAGAGAAGUUUUUUACAAUAGUCUUCAGGACAUGCUUUCCUCAAAAGGACACCUUGAUGGUACUCUCUCUUCAGAUGAUGAUGACUCUGUUCCAUCUAAUACCUCAUACCGCCAACCAAGAUCAUCAAGGCACAUUCAUAAUUCCAAUCAAAAGACAGCCAUCCGUUGCAUCAUUUGUCAGAUGGUGUGGGCUUUAGACCAGUUACAAGGAAGUGGCCCGGAUGGCCGAUCUCCUUUACCACCUCGUCCUCAAGUUCGUACCGAGAGUGAGUGCUUAGAAAUGUGGUCUGAUGCAUAUCUUUGUCUUUGCUCAUGGCCUGCACACAACCAAAGCAAUUUCUCAAGAGGCUCUCGAAAGUCCUCAUCAAUGAAACGAUCAAUAAACAAUUCCCAGAGCCCUGAUAGCCAAAAUGUAUCCCGUCGACUAGAGUAUGAUUGUAAAGAUGACUUAAUCGAUGGGGAUCUUAAGCAGUGUAGUAUGGACACUCUCUCUGAUGGUGAAGACGAAUUGGACACAUUUUUUACUCCUCCAUCAUCUCCAAGAGGAAGUCCUGUUCCUGAAGAAGAAUCUGAUUCUGAUGAGGAUGAGAUGAAUGAUCCUGAAGAGGGUCCGACUGUAUUCAUUGAAGGCAAUACACCGUCUCACUUUGAUGCAGAUGUGUUAAAUGCAAUAAGCUUUUGUGACAUCAACCAAUCUGUCUAUCCUCACGUUUAUCGUUGGAGGCAUGAUAUCUCACUUUACCCUCUAGAAGAGCGAAAGAAAUGGAAAGCUCGAAAGACUGAUUGCCUCUCCGAAUCUCCCUCAUCUAACUGUUUGCCCAAAACAUCAAACUUAACGAGUACACCUGUACGCUCGGUGAAGGUAGACCUACUACCAACCACACCAUCUUGGUCUCGAAUCACUGGGUCCUAUUCUCCUCUUUUAAUCAAAAGUUGUAAGAAGGCAUAAACGUGCGGGAAAUGCAAAUUGCAUCAAGUAUUUUAUGAUUGUUUUAUGGAUUUUAUGUCUAAGAAAAAUGAGAGUCUCUCUUUCUUAUGUUAAAAGCGUUUUAUUUUGGAUAAUUCAAUACAAUGCCUCAUUGGACUUAAUUGAGAAUUGCAUGAAAAUCAGACCUAACUUUUGUAAAUGUAGAAUGUAGUAGAGGGGCAAGCAUUUUUAAACCUGCUGAUUCUUAGUUCAGGUUCUAAAAUCCUUAAACUAUGACAGUUACUUGGAUGCCAAAAGGAUUGGAAAAGUUUCCCUCUACUGUAAUUAUUAUUGUGCAGGCCUGAUAUAAGCCCCCCCCCCCCCCUUUUUUGUUUCCCAAAAAUUUGUCAAUGAGAAAAAAAGGGGGGGAUAUGCCCAAUUUACUUUUCCCACAAAAAACAUUAAACACAGUUCUAUUAACAUCAUCUUCUAUUAUGUAAUUGUUCAUUAAGUGCUCUUGUCACUUUGGAAUAUUUAUAUAUUCCUUUAUGAUGUUCUGUUUUAUAGCAGGUUUCUUCUCCCUGAUGUACUUACAUAUUGUAAAUAUAUAGUAUUGUAUUCUAAGCAUUAAAAAGGAAACAUUGCUAAAUACUGCUGUAUUUAUGUAAAAUGAAGCAGGACUUCUUUAGUACAAUCAAAAAGAGUUCUUUAUUAAAAUCAGAAAGAGUUCUUAGUACCUGUGGCACCUCAUUCUCGUUAUGUUAGUUGUUUGUAGAAAGUUUUGUAACCUAAAUAUUUAGCCAAUAACUGUACAGUUUCUACCUGUUAGCAUUGGUUGUGAAUGUAGAGAGAAAAUUUCUGAAAAAUAUUGAAUAUUGUAUGCACUUUAAGCUGUGAUAACAAUAUUGCGGGCACAACCUCUGGACUGUAUUAAUUAUGUAUAUAAAACACUUGAUUUGUUAAUUUUUCCACUGGUAAUGGUGUGUAAGAAUUUUAUCCUUGAGGCAUUUUAUCUCAUAGUCUGGACUGAAAUAGUUGCUAGAGUGUGAUGCUUUGGAAGUUGAAUAGAUCUUUAAGGGAAGUCGGCGGGCUAAUAAUUGCUAGGAGCUUCAGCCUUCUAUAGCCAUGUUAUUUGUGCGUGGGUUCCCUCGUUUUGUACUAAAUUAUUUGUUAGUUUAGUUUGUAAGGUUUGUGUACUGAUCUUAACCCUGCAAAUCAGAGAAAACCUUCUCUAUGUUUCAUUUCUUCAUGAUACAAUUUGUCACCAUUUUCAUAAUUGAAGUGGGUAAAGACUGGUGAUACCUUAGCUCUACAAACUUAAAAUUAUAUUUUCAUAGCAAGUCACUUCUAUAUUUGUCAUUACCCUAAAAUUCCUGUGAUAUUCUGAAUAAAAUUCAUUAAACAUUA